AUGGCUGAGGAGAGCAGAGAGGCGCUGCUGAAGAAGGUUUACUAUGAGAACUGCCCUGGCUGUAAGGUUGAACAGCGUAAAGAGUUGCAAAGAGGGUUGCCCAUUAAAAUGCUUGUCGCUGUAUGGCUUGUUGUUCUUUCAGCUGCGCUGCCGAUAUCGUCUCUCUUUCCAUUUCUUUACUUUAUGAUCAGGGAUUUGCAUAUUGCUAAAAGAGAGGAAGACAUUGGCUACUAUGCGGGUUAUGUAGGGGCUUCAUUUAUGAUUGGCAGAGUUUUGACAUCAAUUUUUUGGGGAGUGGUGGCUGAUCGCUACGGUCGCAAACCUGUCAUAAUAAUAGGGAUUGCUGCAGUGGUUAUUUUCAACACUCUAUUUGGACUCAGUGUAAAUUUUUGGAUGGCCAUUUCUACACGCUUUCUUCUUGGAUGUUUGAAUGGUUUACUUGGACCGAUAAAGGCAUACGCAAGUGAAGCCUUUCGAGAAGAACACCAAGCUUUAGGCAUGUCAACAGUCAGUGUGGCCUGGGGUAUCGGAUUGAUCAUUGGCCCAGCUUUGGGAGGCUUCUUGGCCCAGCCAGCGGACAAGUAUCCAAAUAUAUUUUCCCAAAACUCCAUAUUUGGGAGGUUUCCGUACUUCUUGCCUUGCCUAUGUAUAUCGCUUUUUGCAUUUGGAGUAUGCAUUGCUUCUUUCUGGCUUCCGGAAACUUUACACAAGCACAAUGGAAAUACUAGAUUGCAAGAUGAUUCUUAUGAAGCUCUAGAAACUGCAUCCUAUGGGUCUUUUGCAAAUGAAGGAAAACAAAAAACUGAAGAACAGAUACCUAAAGAAAACCUCUUCAAGAAUUGGCCCUUAAUGUCAUCAAUCAUUGUUUAUUGUGUUUACUCACUUCAUGACAUGGCUUAUACAGAGAUAUUUUCAUUAUGGGCCGUGAGUCCUCGAAAGCUGGGGGGUUUGAGCUUUUCAACUGAGAAUGUUGGUGAAAUUCUUGCAAUUUCAGGUUUUGGUCUUUUUGUGUUCCAAAUCACCCUAUACCCAUUUGUGGAAAGGCUUCUUGGUCCUGUAAUGAUUGCUCGCAUUGGAGGGAUAUAUCACAAUACCUACCUGCUGUCAAGUUACCCAUUUAUAGCAAUGUUAUCGGGGUUCUCCCUCUACCUGAUGUUAAAUAUUGCAUCUGUGCUGAAGAAUGUCUUAUCUAUCACAAUUGUAACUGGAAUGUUCAUUCUCCAAAACAAAGCUGUGGACCAAAGACAAAGAGGUGCCGCGAAUGGCAUUUCUAUGACAGCAAUGUCUCUGUUCAAGGCAAUUGGUCCAGCUGCUGGUGGUGCACUGUUUUCUUGGGCGCAAACACGUCUGGAUGCUGCCAUCCUACCUGGUAGCCAGAUGAUUUUCUUCAUCUUGAAUGUGGUGGAGGCAAUCGCUGUUCUGAUGACAUUCAAGCCGUUUCUCACUCUACGUCAUGAAUAG
Molecule: messenger RNA, 1461 nt
Organism: Prunus armeniaca (apricot)
Lineage: Eukaryota; Viridiplantae; Streptophyta; Magnoliopsida; Rosales; Rosaceae
Source: the annotation of a GenBank genome assembly